Molecule: messenger RNA, 2112 nt
Organism: Diaporthe citri
Lineage: Eukaryota; Fungi; Ascomycota; Sordariomycetes; Diaporthales; Diaporthaceae
Exons: 2
Coding region: 1-2112 (703 amino acids)
Source: RefSeq, a predicted model, not a curated record
AUGUCUUCUCUUUCUGAGGUCGGGCUCACGGCCCUGUCCGUGUUCGCCAUGACCUUCUCGAGAUUCGCCGGAGCACAAAUAGCAAAUUCGUCCUGUUCCAACGACGCUACAUCGCUCACCUUCAUAUAUCAGAACAACCUGAACGCAUCCGACGACGUGAAUCAUGUCGGGGCCAUCUUGUUGGAUCCUUCGACUCAGAGUGGAGGAGACUCCCAGUGUAUAGCAAUAGGAGAGUCUCUAUUGCCCUUCACGACUGUCGAAACACACAGUGAGGACUUCGAGAAUGCUCUGUCCUACCUCGCAUUCGCUGGCUUAGUACAACCUGGGCAACAAUAUUACAUCGAGGAUGCUGUGUUGUCUGUCAACACCUUGCCUGGAGGCACGCUUGGCUUCUCGACAUCCGCUUCGGAAAAUAGGACUGGCCAGCUACCGGUUCUCUGUACCCAGUCUAGCUCUCAGAAUGGUGCGAGCAACGCUCAGGCGACUGCUUCGAACAGACUGACUAUUUCCUCGGCGGGCAAUACCUACGUAGGCUUUCGAAACCAGAAAUCCUUCCGCUUUAUUGGGAUACCAUAUGCAGACCCGGUCGAGCGUUUCGACUACUCAACAGUAUACAGCGCUACAGGCCAAACGAUCGAUGCCACCGCGUAUGGUGCCGACUGUACACAAGCGGGUGACUCGUCUUCCGCUGAAGACUGUCUGUUCCUGAACAUCCAGACACCUUACAUACCCAAGGCUGGGUCGAGCGAAAACCUCAGGCCGGUUAUGUUCAGCAUCCACGGUGGUGGCUUCACAGGCGGUAACGGGGGCGCAAAUUCCGGGCUGGAUGGCGGGAACAUGGCCUCAAGAGAAGACAUUGUGUCAGUCGAGCUCAACUACCGCCUGUCUACCCUGGGUUUCCUCGCCGUACCUGGAACGGAUGUCAAAGGCAACUUUGGAAUUGGAGAUCAGAUUACAGCGCUGGGGUGGGUGAAGAAGAAUAUUGCUUCUUUUGGUGGGAAUCCCAACAACGUCACCAUCAUUGGAGAGAGUGCUGGUGCCGGGUCAGUUCGGACAUUGCUCGGUUCACCGCCCGUCAUCGAGAACAAUCUCAUCUCUGGAGCUGUGUCCAUGUCCAACCUGGGCGGGGGUGUCGCUCUUGGUCUGCAAGGCGAUUACGCCACGACCUACAGCACGUACUUGACCAUCGAGCAGUCUUUUGAUCGGGCUGGCGAACAGAUCUUCAGCGGCGUCGGCUGCAACCAGACCGAUGUCAACGAACAGAUCGCAUGCUUAAAGACCGUAAAUGCGUCUACGAUCAUCAAUCUGGGAACAGUCGCAAGAUACGUCGUCCAGGAUGGUACAAUCGUCGACACAGAGCAGCUUAUUGUCACCGCCAAGAACGGCAGCCAGGCCUACGUUUCGGUCAUUUUUGGUACUACAAACAACGACGGCGCCUCAUUCUGUGGAUAUCCGCCAAGCAAUAUCACCAGCGAGGUUCAGGGCAUUGCUUCCUCACUUAGCAUCUCUCAAGCCCAGGCCCAGCGAGUCAUUGACAGUGGCCUGUUUCCAUACUUUGACACGGGCAAUCUGACUUUGGAUACCUUCAAUGUCUCACAAAGAGUUUCUACUGAUCUGCAAUUCCGAUGCGUCGACGAGGCCACUGUCUACGCUGCUAGUGUUUCGGGGGCGUUCCCUGCUUCCUAUUACUAUAACAUCUACCGCACAUACGAGGGUUACGAUCCGCUGAAACUGGGUCCAGCUUUGAACGGCGGAGUCAAUCCAGAAGGCAACUAUUUCAGACUUCACGGGAGCGACCUCGGCUUCACAUACGGCAACCAAAACCCCCUCCGCGACCAGCGCGACCUGCAGGCCAGUCAGCUUAUCAGCGGCUACUACGCCGCUUUCGCACGGACAGGCUCCCCGAACCCGGGUGAGGAUUACUUGCGGGCGCGAGGCUACAGUGACACGCUGUCGGCGGUAAGGGAGACUGGCACUUGGGAUCCUGUCACUAGUGACCAGGGGCCGGCCAAGCAGCUGGAUUAUCCGGCCGAGACGAUCACGUUUCCUGAGGUCCAACAGUGUGUUUUUUUGAAUUACAGCCUAGCUUAUUAUCUCGACGGCGGCGCUUGA